GUCAAGAAGCUCCUCCUCUUGACAACAAUGGUGACAAUGGCAGCAAUUGGAUCACUAAAAGUACCUUCAUCUUCUUCGUCUUCGUCCUCCUAUUCCUCGAAGUCAACCGUAGAGCAUCGUCUCUCGUUCUCUUCUUCAUCUCUUGCAGGCGACAGAGUUAGUUUCACCUCCAAUGUCCGUCGCAACACUGAAAAUAUUUCAAAUAAGAGAAGAACACCAUCAAUUGUUUCCCCAAAAGCAGUUUCAGAUUCACAAAACUCACAAACUUGUCUUGAUCCUGACGCUAGCAGGAGUGUGUUGGGGAUAAUUCUUGGAGGAGGUGCUGGAACAAGAUUAUACCCUUUAACGAAGAAGAGAGCUAAACCAGCUGUUCCUCUCGGCGCAAACUAUCGUCUGAUUGAUAUUCCAGUGAGCAAUUGCUUGAACAGUAACAUCUCUAAGAUCUAUGUUCUUACUCAAUUCAAUUCAGCUUCUCUUAAUCGACAUCUCUCGAGAGCUUAUGCGAGCAACAUGGGUGGUACAACUUACAAGAACGAAGGUUUCGGUGAGGUUCUUGCUGCUCAACAAAGCCCAGAGAAUCCAAAUUGGUUUCAGGGAACUGCUGAUGCAGUGAGGCAGUACUUGUGGUUGUUUGAAGAGCACAAUGUGUUGGAGUUUCUGGUUCUUGUAGGUGAUCAUUUGUACCGUAUGGAUUACGAGAAAUUCAUACAAGCACAUCGUGAAACCGACGCUGAUAUCACUGUCGCUGCUCUUCCUAUGGAUGAGAAACGAGCCACAGCUUUCGGGCUGAUGAAGAUCGAUGAUGAAGGACAGAUCAUCAAGUUUGCUGAGAAGCCUAAAGGGGAGCAACUCAAGACUAUGAAAGUGAGUUGUACAACAAUCUUAGGCCUUGAUGAUGAAAGAGCUAAAGAAAUGCCUUUUAUUGCUAGUAUGGGAAUAUAUGUUGUGAGCAAGAAUGUGAUGUUAGACUUGCUCCGGGAACAGUUUCCCGGAGCUAAUGACUUCGGUAGUGAAGUUAUUCCCGGAGCUACCGCUCUUGGACUGAGAGUGCAAGCUUAUCUUUACGAUGGGUAUUGGGAAGAUAUUGGUACCAUUGAGGCGUUUUACAACGCGAAUCUUGGAAUCACCAAGAAACCAGUACCGGAUUUCGGUUUCUAUGACCGUUCAGCACCAAUCUACACACAGCCUCGUUACUUACCUCCAUCUAAGAUGCUUGAUGCUGAUGUUACUGAUAGUGUAAUCGGUGAAGGUUGUGUUAUCAAAAACUGCAAAAUCCAUCAUUCUGUGAUUGGUCUCCGGUCGUGCAUAUCGGAAGGUGCGAUCAUAGAAGACACCUUGUUGAUGGGUGCAGACUACUACGAGACUGAUGCUGAUAGGACACUCUUGGCUGCAAAAGGCAGCAUCCCGAUUGGCAUUGGCCGAGACUCUCACAUCAAAAGAGCUAUCACUGACAAGAAUGCUCGUAUUGGGGACAAUGUCAAGAUUAUCAACACAGACAACGUGCAAGAAGCUGCGAGGGAGACGGAUGGAUACUUUAUCAAGAGCGGCAUUGUUACAGUGAUCAAGGAUGCUUUGAUUCCUAGUGGAACCAUUAUCUAAGAGACCUUUUUUUUACUAUCUUAUAACUUCAUUGUUUUGACCUUUUGUUGCUUCAAGUGAAUGUAUCCAGAGGUCAGGGCCAAUGUCAUUUUAAUGCUUCUCCUUUAAUAAAAAUCUCUACUUUAUAUUCUGGAGUUCAUUCUAGAGUUCCAAGCUUAUUAAUGACUGGCGAUGUAUGAAUAUCAAUAAACAGCCCAAGACGAU
Molecule: messenger RNA, 1803 nt
Organism: Eutrema salsugineum
Lineage: Eukaryota; Viridiplantae; Streptophyta; Magnoliopsida; Brassicales; Brassicaceae
Product: glucose-1-phosphate adenylyltransferase small subunit, chloroplastic
Biological process (GO): glycogen biosynthetic process
Molecular function (GO): glucose-1-phosphate adenylyltransferase activity
Source: RefSeq, a predicted model, not a curated record